Medioppia subpectinata is the source of this 616-nucleotide messenger RNA. The record is from the annotation of a GenBank genome assembly. Lineage: Eukaryota; Metazoa; Arthropoda; Arachnida; Sarcoptiformes; Oppiidae.
AAACGAUAGACAAUUGGUUUGUGUUUUGAUUGCAUUUAUUAUUAUUAUUGUCGACACGUUUUGGACACUAAUUAUGGCAGAAAUCGCCAACACUCGAGAGAAGCGCAAAGCGAGCAAAACGUUGUCGAAGAAGUUGUCGGCAUUGGAUCGACUGAGACAACUGAAGGGCUCGAAGAAUAAGUACGAAUUGGCCGAAGAGGAGGACGUCUACGAAGAGGUGGACGAAGACGAGUACUCGGAGAUAGUGUCCCGAAGACAGCGCGACGACUGGAUUGUCGACGACGACGGAUGCGGUUAUGCGGACACCGGACGCGAGAUCUUCGACGACGACUUCGAUGACGACCAGCAACAGAGACAGUCGUCGUCGGCGGCGAAGAAACACGACUCCGGCGGACACAAGAGACGCAAUCCGACCAAAGGGUCGCUCUAUAGCCGUCCCGACGACGACAAUGAGGAGAAGAAGGCGCCCAAAAAGACCAAUAAUAUUAGAGAUAUGUUUAUGAAGGGUUUGGAGAACAAUAGGUCCGCGAAGGCUCUCAAAGACGUGGUCAUCGAUGACAACGAAGUCGACGGAAUCAUUGACGCCAUUCAUAGCACUUCCGGCCGAUCCGGUGAU